CGUAAACCUUGCAAACAUGGCGACGCUCCGAAGAGAGUACGGAGGCUGGAAAUACGUCCGUUUUUAACUGAGAAGAUAACCUCCUCUUCGCAUGCUACGAUGUGGUGGGGUUAGCCGGAGCCACCGCGCGCACAGCCUUUUAGACGAUGUUUGCAGAGGCCAGUCUUUCCAUCUGGGGAUGGGGGGGUCUUGGAGUUGUGCUCUUCCUUGUCACCUUUGGACCCUUUGCCAUAUUCUACCUGGCCUUUUAUAUCUUCUGCUUCAUUGGAGGGGGCUUUGCGGUCACUUUGCUGUAUGGAAAGAUCAAUUCCGAGAAACACCUGGAAAAGUGCGAGCACUCGUAUUUGCCACCAACGCAAAUUGGUAUACUGAAGACGUUGGAUGAGAUGAAGUUGGAGAUGAAGCCCAUAAAGAUUGACAGGAGGCUGACGGGCUCCAGUUUUAUAGAUGAACCACUACAGCAGGUGAUCCAGUUUGCGUUGAGAGACUACAUCCAGUACUGGUACUACACUCUGAGCGAAGAUGAGUCAUUCUUGUUGGAAAUCAGACAGACGCUGCAGAACGCCCUCGUCCAGUUUUCCACACAGUCCAAAGAGGUGGACUGGCAGCCUUACUUCACCACUCGCCUGGUGGACGACUUUGCCACCCAUUUACGUGUCUUCAGAAAAGCCCAGGAUCGCCUCGGCGACAGGGAGGACAAGCAAAGGGACAUAACGGAGGAGCUGGUGGACUCAUUCUUCGAAGCCGAGGUGGAGAUGGAGAGGAAGAUUUGUCGAGACGUAGUGUGUACUUCGCACAAAGACGAAGAGGGUUUUCUUCGGGACUUGUGUGAGCUGCUUCUGUAUUUGUUACUACCUCCUGGAGAUUUCCACAACAAGAACAUGAGAUAUUUCCUCAGGGAGGUCCUUGCUCGUGGCGUGCUGCUUCCUCUCAUCAACCAGCUGAGCGAUCCCGACUACAUCAACCAGUUCGUCAUCUGGAUGAUCCGGGACUCGAGCUGCAACUACGAAGCCUUCAUGAACAUCCUGAAGUUAACCGACAAGCCCGCCGAGCUGGAGUCCGUCAAAGACAAGGUGCUGGAGGAGCUGCAGUAUCUGCGCUCUCUGGACACGGCCGGAGACGACAUCAAUGUGAUCAAGAACCAGAUCAACAGUCUUUUGUUUGUGAAGAAGGUGUGUGAGACCAGGAUACAGAGGCUGCACUCUGGGAAGGAGGUCGAUGCCUUGAAACUGGCCGCCAAUUUCGGCAAGCUGUGCGUCAUCCCGCUGGAUCACAUCCUGGUCCACAACAUCGCCCUGCAGUUCUUCAUGGACUUCAUGCAGGCGGCGGGGGCCCAGGCGGAGCUGUUCUUCUGGCUCACCGUGGAGGGCUACAGGGUGACGGCGCAGCAGCAGCUGGAGGCCAUGCAGAGCUGGCAGAAGGACGGCAAGAAGCAGCCGAACGCCACCAAGGGGCUGCUGAAGGCCGCCGCGCUGGGCGUCUUCGAGCAGUACCUGUCUGACAAGGCUUCGCCCAGGGUGCAGGUGGACGAGGCGUUGGUCGUGAAGCUGGGAGAGAAGCUGCAGAAGGACGACCCCACGCCAGAGAUCUUCGAUGACAUCCAGAAAUGGUACCAAAGCGUGUACGACAUGAUGCUGCGCGACGAGCGCUUCUACCCGUCCUUCAAGCAGAGUCCGCUCUACGUGCGCAUGCUGGCCGAGCUGGACAUGCUGAAAGAGCCGAGCUACCGAGGGUCCGAUGACGGCGAUGGGGAGUCCUUCAACGGCUCUCCCACAGGAAGCAUUAAUCUCUCUUUGGACGACUUGUCCAACUCCUGCCAUGACGAAUCUAUGCACCUACAUGCCUUCAUCUCCGACACAGCUGACGCUUCUCUCCCCGGCUUCUGGGGUGCGGCAGGGGUUUGCAACGACCACGGUAAGACCUACGCGCUGUACGCCAUCACUGUCAGACGCAAUCAAGACGGCAGCGAAGACUGCUGGAAGACGUACCGCCGCUACCUUCUCGACUUCCACGACUUCCACAUUAGAAUCACUGAGCAGGUUUGUUCCCUGGCGUCAAUCCUCAAGCUGCCAGGAAAGAAAACCUUCAACACUGGACAGAGAUUUCCUGAGAAGAGAAAAAAAGACCUCAACGCUUACCUUCAGUAUAGUUUAAUCCUGUUGCUGCUGAACCCCGAGAUGGUGAAGGCCUGUCCGACCCUGAUCCCCUACGUCUACGACUUCCUGGAGAACAAAGCCUACAGCAAGGGCAAAGGAGAGUUUGCACGGAAGAUAGACACGUUUGUGAAUCCUCUGCGGAGCUCCAUGAGGAACAUGUCCAACGCAGUCAAAGCUCUGCCGGACAGCCUGGCUGAAGGAAUGACCAAAGUCUCCGACAACAUGGGCCGCAUGUCAGAACGGCUUGGUCAGGACAUCAAGCAGUCCAUACUGAAGGUGCCUCCGCUUUUGCCUAAGACCGACAUCGACCCCGAACACUGCCGGGUCUCCGCACAGCUGGAUGACAAUGUGGACGACAACAUCCCGCUCCGCGUGAUGCUGCUGCUGAUGGACGAGGUGUUCGACCUGAAGGAGAAGAACCAGUGGCUCCGGAGGAACAUCAAGAACCUGCUGCAGCAGCUCAUCAGGGCCACGUACGGAGACACCAUCAACAGGAAAAUCGUGGAUCACGUGGACUACCUGACGUCGCCGGAGCAGGUGGCAGACUACGUGAAGAAGUUCAGAGAUUCCUAUUGGCCCAACGGGAUUCUGGCCGAGACGCCGCCUCGCCGGGACAAGAGCAUCCGCAUGAGGACACGGGUGGCUGCCAAGACCAGCUUGCUGGGCAUCAUGCCAGACGAGCUGAAGCACAUCAUCGGAGCGGACACGACGAGGAAGGGCAUCCUGCGCGUCUUCGACAUGUUCCAGUACCAACCGAUGAACCGGCGCCUGGUCUACGUUUUCCUGGAGGGCUUCCUGGAGACCAUGUUCCCUCAGUACAAAUUCCCGGAGCUCUUCGUGAAGCUCCACUCCCGCUCGACGCGCAUCCAGAGAUACAGCCAGAAACUCAAGUCCUCCUCUCUGAAGAGGUGACAGGAGAGGACGGAGGCAGCAGGACUCGGCAGCAGGACUCGGGCCCUCGAGACACGCAGAGACCUGAGAGCCGAGGGCGGAGGGGAGUGUGUGUGUGUGUGUGUGUGC
Messenger RNA from Salarias fasciatus (jewelled blenny), 3176 nucleotides. Its product is annotated as sorting nexin-13-like. NCBI's taxonomy places the organism in Eukaryota, Metazoa, Chordata, Actinopteri, Blenniiformes, Blenniidae. The record is from RefSeq and is a predicted model, not a curated record. Gene Ontology annotation, cellular component: early endosome. Gene Ontology annotation, molecular function: phosphatidylinositol binding.